AUGGGGAAGAACAAACCCCUUCAUCCAAAUCUUAUUCUUCUCCUCCUUCUGAUCUUCCUGCUUGCAGAUGCCUCCAUCUCUGGAAAACCGCAGUACCUGGCACUGGUCCCCUCCCUGCUCCACAUGGAGACCCCCGAGAAGGGCUGCUUCCUUCUGAGCUACCUCAAUGAGACAGUGACUGUAAGUGCUUCCUUGCAGUCCCUUAGGGAAUUCCAGUGGCUCUUCCCUGACCUCGUGGUGGAGAAGGAAUUCCACUGCGUCUCCUUCACUGUCCCAAGAUCUCCAUCCAAUGAGGAGGUCAUGCUCCUCACUGUCCACGUGAAAGAACCAACCCAAGAAUUCAAGAGGCAGACCACAGUGGUGGUUAAAAACAAAGAGAAUGUGGUCUUCAUCCAGACAGACAAACCCAUCUACAAAUCAGGGCAGACAGUGAAAUUUCGUGUUGUCUCAUUGGAUGAAAAUUUUCACCCCCUGAAUGAGUUGAUUCUGCUAAUAUUCAUUCAGGACCCGAAAGGAAAUCGCAUCAUGCAAUGGCAGAAAGUCCAGUUAGAGAAUGGUCUAAAGCAAUUGGCCUUUCCCCUCUCAUCUGAGCCCAUUCAGGGCUCCUAGGUAGUACAGAAGGAAUCCGGUGGAAAAACAGAUCACUCCUUCACCGUGGAGGAAUUUGUGCUUCCCAAGUUUGAACUACAAGUAACAAUGCCAAACAUAAUCACUAUCUUGGAAGAAGAGGUGAAUGUGUCUGUAUGCGGCCUAUAUACAUAUGGGAAGCCUGUCCAAGGACACAUGACUAUGAGCAUGUGCAGAAAAUACAGUAACCCUUCUAACUGCUAUAGCGGAGAGUCACAGGCCGUCUGCGAGAAAUUCAGUCAACAGCUAAACAGUCAAGGCUGCUUUUCUCAGCUGGUAAAAACCAAGGUCUUUCAGAUGAAGAGACAAGGGUAUGAAAUGAGACUUCAAGUGGAGGCCAAGAUCCAAGAAGAAGGAACAGGGGUUGAAUUAACUGGAAAAGGAUCCAGUGAAAUAACAAGAACCAUAACCAAACUCUCAUUUGUGCAAGUGGACCCAUACUUUAGACAAGGGAUCCCCUACUUUGGGCAGGUGCAACUAGUGGAUGGGAAAGGUGUCCCCAUGCCAAACGAACUCAUCUUCAUCACAGCAGAUGAAGCUAACUAUAACUCCAAUGUCACUGAUGAGCAUGGACUGGUACAGUUUUCAAUUGAUCCUACCGGUGUGACGGGCACCUCACUCACUGUCAGGGUCAAAUACAAGGAUCACAGUCCCUGUUAUGGCUACCAAUGGCUGUUGGCAGAAAACAAAGAAGCUUAUCACACUGCUAACCUUGUAUUCUCCCUAAGCAAGAGUUUUGUCUACCUAGAGCCUAUGCCUCAGGAACUGCCCUGCAGCCAAACUCAGACAAUCCAAGCACAUUACAUUCUGAACAGACAUGCCCUGCAGAAUCUGAAGGAGCUCGUGUUCUAUUAUCUGAUAAUGGCAAAGGGAAGCAUUGUCCGAAGUGGGACCCACGUGCUGCCUGUGAAGCAGGGAGUGAUGAAAGGCCACUUUUCCGUGUCAGUCCCUGUGGAGGCAGACAUCGCUCUUAUUGCUCGAUUCCUCAUCUACACCAUUUUACCCGAUGGGGCAGUGGUUGCAGAUUCUGCAAAAUAUAAGACUGAAAACUGUCUGUCCAACAAGGUGAACUUGAGCUUCCAUCCAGCACAAAGUCUCCCGGCCUCACACGCCUGCCUGCGAGUCUCAGCUUCUCCUCAGUCCCUCUGCGCCCUCCGUGCUGUGGACCAAAGUGUGCUACUCAUGAGGCCCAAGGUUGAGCUGUCCACGGCUUAGGUUUAUGAUCUGUUGCCAGUGAAGGACCUCACUGGUUUCCCUGGGAGUUUGAAUCAACAUGAGGAAGAUGAUGGAGACUGUAUCAAAAGCCAUAAUGUCUUCAUCAAUGGAAUCAUGUAUUCCCCUGUACCAAAUACAAGUGAAAAAGAUAUAUAUAGCUUCCUAUGGGGUAUGGGCUUAAAGGCAUUCACAAACACAAAGAUUCAUAAACCCAAAGUAUGUUCACCGCCUGAACCCUAUGCAAUGCAGUCAUCUCGAAGGCCAUUUGCUUCUCCAGUCAUAUCUGAAUUGCAAAGAGGCCGUGAACUUACAGAGAUGGCACAUGUCUCAGAGGCUUUCACCGAGACUGUGAGAAAGUACUUCCCUGAGACGUGGAUCUGGGACUUGGUGGUGGUAAACUCAUCAGGUGUGGCUGAAGUGGGUGUGACAGUCCCUGACACCAUCACUGAGUGGAAGGCAGGCGCCCUCUGUCUUUCCAAUGACACUGGACUUGGUCUGUCUCUUCCCGCCUCCCUCCGCGCCUUCCAGCCCUUCUUUGUGGAGGUCACCAUGCCCUACUCGGUGAUCCGUGGAGAGGCCUUCACACUCAAGGCCACUGUCCUAAACUACCUUCCCAAGUGCAUCUGGGUGAGUGUGCAGCUAGACCUGUCUCCUGCAUUCCUAGUCCAGGAGAAGAAACAAGAGUCUCACUGCGUCUGUGAGAAUGGCCGGCAGACUGUGUCCUGGGCAGUGACGCCAAAGGCAUUAGGAAAUGUGAACUUCACCGUGAGCGCAGAGGCACUGGAGUCUCAAGAGCCAUGUGAGACUGAGGUGGCUGUGGUCCCUGAAUAUGGAAAGAAAGACACAAUCAUUAAGUCUCUGCUGGUUGAACCUGGAGGACUAGAAAAGGAAGCAACAUUCAACUCCCUGCUCUGUCCAUUGGGUUCUGGAGCGUCUGAACAACUAUCUCUGAAGCUGCCACUGAAUGUGGUAGAAGAAUCUGCCCGAGCCUCCGUCUCAGUAUUGGGAGAUAUCUUGGGCUCUGCCAUGCAAAAUAUACAAAAUCUCCUCCAAAUGCCCUACAGCUGUGGUGAACAGAAUAUGGUCCUCUUUGCUCCUAACAUCUACGUUCUGAAUUAUCUAAAUAAUACACAACAGUUGACUCCAGAGGUCAAGUCCAAGGCCAUUGGCUACCUCAAUAAUGGUUACCAGAGACAGCUGAACUAUAAGCACUAUGAUGGCUCCUAUAGCACCUUUGGGGAACAACAUGGCAGGGGUGAGGGCAAUACCUGGCUCACCGCCUUUGUACUGAAGACUUUUGCCCAGGCUCGAGCCUACAUCUUCAUCGAUGAGGCACACAUCCACCAAGCCCUCAUGUGGCUCUCUCAAAAGCAGAAGGACAAUGGCUGUUUCAGGAGCUCUGGGUCUCUGCUUAACAAUGCCAUUAAGGGUGGAGUGGACGACGAAGUGACCCUCUCUGCCUAUAUCACCAUCGCCUUUCUAGAGAUUCAUCUCCCCGCCACUCACCCUGUUGUCCGCAACGCCCUGUUCUGCUUGGAGUCAGCCUGGAAUUCAGCCAAGGAAGGACGCUAUGAACAGCACAUCUACACCACGGCACUGUUGGCCUAUGCUUUUGCCCUGGUAGGUAACCAGGACCGGAGCAAGGAGAUACUCCACUUACUUAAUGAGGAAGCCGUGAAGGAAGUUGAUUCCCUCCACUGGGAGCGACCUCAGAAACCCAGGGCACUGGUGGAGCAUUUUUAUCAACCCCAGGCUCCCUCAGCUGAGGUGGAGAUGACGUCCUAUGUGCUCCUUGCUCACCUCAUAGCUCACGGUGCCCCAACCUCCGAACAGCUGACUUCCGCCGCAGUCAUCGUGAGGUGGAUCCUAAAGCAACAGAAUGCCCACAGGGGCUUCUCCUCCACCCAGGACACAGUGGUGGCUCUCCAUGCCUUGUCCAAGUAUGGGGAAGCCACAUUCACCAGGAGCGAGGAGCCUGCACAGGUGACCAUCCAAUACUCAGGAACGAUUCUCAAAAAAUUCCAAGUGGACAGCAACAACCGUCUGUUACUACAGCAGACUUCAUUGCCAAAGGUGCCUGAAGAGUACACCGUGACAGUGACUGGAGAAGGAUGUGUCUACCUCCAGACAACCUUGAAAUACAACAUUCUGCCAGGAAAGGAAGAAUCCCCAAUUGCUUUGGACGUGCAGACUCUGCCCCAAACUUGCGAGGGACCCAAAGCCCACAUCAGCUUCCAGAUCUCGCUGAAUGUCAGUUACACUGGGAGCCGCCCCACCUCCAACAUGGUGAUUGCUGAUGUGAAGAUGGUAUCUGGCUUCAUUCCCCUGAAACCAGCAGUGAAAAUGCUUGAAAAAUCUAACCACGUGAGUCGAACAGAAGUUAGCAACAACCAUGUUUUGAUUUAUCUGGAUAAGGUGACAAAUCAGAUACUGAGCUUGACCUUCAGUGUUCUGCAAGACAUCCCAGUAAGAGACCUGAAGCCAGCCAUAGUGAAGGUCUACGAUUACUAUGAGACAGAUGAGUUUGCAGUUGCGGAGUACAGUGCCCCUUGCAGCAAAGAUCAUGGAAAUGCUUGAAGAUCACGUCAAUGAAAACUGCUUUGCUGGGAUAUCUGUCCCACAGACUCAGUUCUCUGUGGAA
Hyaena hyaena (striped hyena) is the source of this 4483-nucleotide messenger RNA. Its product is annotated as alpha-2-macroglobulin-like. The record is from RefSeq and is a predicted model, not a curated record. Gene Ontology annotation, molecular function: endopeptidase inhibitor activity. Lineage: Eukaryota; Metazoa; Chordata; Mammalia; Carnivora; Hyaenidae. Gene Ontology annotation, cellular component: extracellular region.